AUGGCUACUGCCGGCUGUCAACCAAGAGAGACUGAACCGUACCUGCCUAGAAUCUAUCGAGAAGAUAGUCAGAUUCCGUUUGCACCAGAUGGAAACUCGCCUAUGAUCACUGGCAGCGUCGAAAGGGUCAGAGGCAUAUCUGAUGAAUUCAAAAACUUAAUUUGCGUUCGGAAAAGCCUCAAAGUCUCAGACGAUUUGGCAGACAACAGACAGAGAUUGGUACAAGAGGCCAAGAUCCUCCACUCCGCCUAUCAUCACCAUGUUGUGCGCCUCAUCCACACUUAUUUCUAUGAAGCGGAUGAUGAUGAGACUAUAUUUGCUGUCGUCAUGGAUCGCGCAGAUGGCAGCCUGGACAAGUACCUCAAGCCCGGAAAGACACCUUUGGCUCAAUGGUUUGGAUGUUUGAUGGGUGUGGUACGCCACAUCCACGCCCUGGGCAUACGCCAUCGGGAUAUCAAGCCGGCCAACAUCUUGGUCAAAGGAGGAGAGGUUCUUCUGGCAGAUUUUGGCAUAUCACAAAUGGGUCUCGGAAGGACGAUGCCGACCACAUUCAAGGAUCGCAGUCCGUCGAGAAGCCGGGAGUACUGUGCGCCCGAAAUCGAUCGUGGAAGCACCCGCGGUCGGUCUGCCGACAUUUUCUCGCUUGGAGCGGUGUUCUUGGAGAUGUUUUUAGCGCUUUAUCACCAGAACGAGAUGAAGUCACUGAAGAAUGUCCUAAGGCCUUCACCUCGAUCGACCCUUUCCUACGCUCAGCAUAUCAACGAAGUCCACGAAUGGGUCCAGCAGAGCCUUCAUCCUGACGGCUGGCAGCGCGAUCUUCUCAACACCUGUCUGAAGAUGCUGCGACCCGCCAGGGAUGACCGCCCUUCUGCCGAAGACGUAAUAUCCAUCUUUUCUCCCAUGUCGAGCUCUGACGCGACCAUGGUGUGCAACUGUGUGAGAAACCGUCCUUCUCCACACGAGAGGCUGACCGAAGCAUGCCGAAUGGGAAGGGCGGAGGAAGUACAUGACCUGUUGGAAAAUGGGGUUGACCCCAACACUCUCGGCGCCAUACAUUUUGCUGCAACCCGCGGGUCCGUAGCAAUGUUGGAGGACUUCCUGGCUGCUGGUGCGCUCGUAGACACGCGUAACACCGUCGAUCAAACAGCGCUCCAAUGUGCAGCACGAAAUGGAUUCGAAGAUGCAGUUAGACUGCUCCUGCGUUAUGGCGCCGACGUCAAUGCCAGUGAUGAGAACGACCAGACUGUUUUACAUGGGGCUGCUGCGCAUGGUCAUCUCGAUAUUGUGCGAAUACUGCUGAACGGCAACGCUGAUCGCUCGAAGAAAGAUUUGGAGGGGCAAACAGCUAUCGCAUUAGCAGCAAGGCGAAACCACGACUGUGUCGUACAAUACCUGCUGCAUUAUGCACACUAG
This is a messenger RNA of Recurvomyces mirabilis, 1413 nucleotides long. RefSeq lists its product as uncharacterized. Gene Ontology annotation, cellular component: cytoplasm; nucleus. Gene Ontology annotation, biological process: mitotic DNA damage checkpoint signaling; protein phosphorylation. Gene Ontology annotation, molecular function: ATP binding; protein binding; protein serine/threonine kinase activity. The record is from RefSeq and is a predicted model, not a curated record. The transcript has a single exon. The coding region runs from base 1 to 1413 and encodes 470 amino acids. NCBI's taxonomy places the organism in Eukaryota, Fungi, Ascomycota, Dothideomycetes, Mycosphaerellales, Teratosphaeriaceae.